Molecule: messenger RNA, 939 nt
Organism: Parnassius mnemosyne (clouded apollo)
Lineage: Eukaryota; Metazoa; Arthropoda; Insecta; Lepidoptera; Papilionidae
Source: the annotation of a GenBank genome assembly
AUGCAUAAAGAGGUUUGUUGCUUGGUCCGAAAGGCAAACAACAAUGUGAAAAUCAUACGCACGGAUAAUGGAUUAGAAUUUUGUAACAAUGAAAUGCAUAACUUUGUGCAGGAGAAAGGCAUACAGCAUCAAACAACAGUGCCCUACACGCCUCAGCAAAAUGAAAAGGCUGAAAGAGACAUGCGUACACUUGUUGAAGCGGAGAGGACCAUGAAAGCAAAUAGAUUGCCAAAAUAUUUAUGGGCAAAGGCGGUAAAUACAACCGUCUACGUAUUGAACCGUACUUCGAAGAGCAAGCAGGAAGGCCUAUCUCCCUAUGAAUCUUUCCAUAAACGUGAAGUAAACAUCAAUGAUCUAAAAGGAGUAUUUGGUGAACGAGUAUUUGUGCACAUACCUAAAGAAAAAAGGUUGAAGUGGGACGACAAAGGAGAAGAGGCAAUCUUAGUUGGCUACGAAGACACAAAAGGUUUCAGAGUGUAUUAUGAGAACAGACGAGAGGUCCAUAUCCGAAGGGAUGUAGUAUUUUUGGAAGGCAAGAGAGUGGAGGAACCGAAAUGUGACCAGAAGGAGGUGAUGGAGGAAAUGGUUUUGCUGGACAUGUCAUCUGAGAACGAAGUAGUAGAGCAUCAUGAGAAAAGUGACGAAGAGUUCCAUGACACAAAUACGGAUGAAGAUGAAGGUAAAGAACAGGAUAAGACACCGGAAAACACAGAAAAUAUACCACCGGAGAGGACUGAGAAAGGGAUAAAUCAAAAUGAGACGGAGGAUCUGAAUACAGGAAUAAAAAGUCAAAAUUCAGCAACGGAAGUUCAAAAUCAAGGACAAAGUAGCAAAAGAAAAGUUACAAAGCCAAAGAAAUUAGAAAAUUACUAUCUGUAUGUUACUGUAGAACCUAGAAACUACAGAGAAGCAAUAGCAUCACCGGAAGCUGAACACUAG